Molecule: messenger RNA, 7222 nt
Organism: Limanda limanda (common dab)
Lineage: Eukaryota; Metazoa; Chordata; Actinopteri; Pleuronectiformes; Pleuronectidae
Gene: sbno1
Product: strawberry notch homolog 1 (Drosophila)
Exons: 33
Coding region: 364-4581 (1405 amino acids)
Biological process (GO): regulation of DNA-templated transcription
Cellular component (GO): nucleus
Molecular function (GO): histone binding; chromatin DNA binding
Source: RefSeq, a predicted model, not a curated record
CCGAGCAUUUGAUAAAAAGAUGGCGUGAGCGCGGCGGAGCGGAGAGGACAACAAGCCAGCGACCGACAGACUGUCCCACCCGACCGCCAGGUAACCGCACCCCGCGGCAGGACUCCGUCUGUUUGACUCCGGGUGGACACUUCCGUCGCUUGACACGACAGCUCGCCGCCAUGUUGUGACACCUGCGGGGCCGUUUUACACGCUGGUUGUUUUCGAUUUGAAGCGCUAACUGCAGCGCUGCUAGCUGCUAACGUUGGCUAGCUACUGCGAUGACACUGCGCGAGAGCGGCAGCAACAACAACAACAACAACAGCCGUGGGAGCUGACGGACAGCUACCGUGAGACGGACCCGAGGAGGACACAAUGGAUCCUGGACAGGAUUUACUUCUCGCUGCUCUAAGUGAGAGUGGCAUUUGCCCAAAUGAUUUCGGCCUAUUUGAUGUUGAUUCUCAGGAUGUUGCGCAGCCCUCUACAACCCAGCAAUCUAUCUCCAUCAGUGCCCUGGAUGGUGGAGUGGGGACAGAGGGUGUGGAAUUUGUUCGAGCAGAGCCUCAAGCUCCAGUCCCUAUAGUUACUAUCAGGCACAAACCUCAGCCAUCAACCACCACGUUUGUCUUAAAUCAGCUGAAUCAGUUGCCAUCGCUAGGGGCUACUGUUACCAAGCAAUCAGUUUCAAACCCAAUCAAGCAUACAAUAACUGUCACCAAGGUGGUCCAUGUUGCUAAUUCAGCCCUACGAGGUUCAUCCACCAUCUCCCACACAACUGUUAAUCCUUCAGUGUCCAGAGUAGUGCCUUCUAACAGAGAUCAGCAAAUUCAGUUGAAAGACCUGCUUAGGACCGGUCAUGUGAAGAGCACUGGCCUGAAGGGAAACAGUUUGAUGGAGCUGAUGAAACUAAAGCCCCCACCUAACAUAGCUACACCAGUAGCAUCAGCCACCGGUCCAGGUGAAAUUAACAAUGGGAUCAAAAAGGAAGUCAUGGGUAGAGAUGCUGCCAGGAUCUGGAUUAGUGAUGACGUUAAAGUACACAACUUUUCACAAUCUCAAAAACUCCCAGGGAUGAGAGAAGAGGAGGAGCCUGAGGAGGAAGAGGAAGAUGAAUUGGGUCAUGCAGAAACAUAUGCCGAGUACAUGCCAAUGAAACUAAGAAUUGGCUUGCGGCAUCCCGAUCCUGUGGUGGAGACCAGCUCCUUGUCGAGUGUCAGCCCCCCAGAGGUGUGGUACAGGCUGUCCAUCCCAGAAGAAACCAUUGAUCGUGGCUGCCUGUCGGCUCUGCAGCUUGAAGCCGUCACAUAUGCAGCUCAGCAACACGAGACAUUCCUCCCCAAUGGUGACCGAGCUGCCUAUCUGAUUGGCGAUGGAGCUGGUGUUGGGAAAGGCCGCACCAUUGCAGGGAUCAUCUAUGAGAAUUACCUUCUUGGCCGGAAAAGAUCACUUUGGUUUAGUGUCUCUAAUGACCUGAAGUACGACGCUGAGCGGGACUUGAAGGAUAUUGGAGCAAAAAACAUUCAGGUUCAUUCACUGAACAAGUUCAAAUAUGGCAAAAUCUCCUCAAAACACAAUGGGAGUGUGAAGAAAGGUGUGAUCUUUGCCACCUACUCAUCCUUGAUAGGAGAGAGCCAAUCAGGAGGCAAAUACAAGACCCGAUUCCAACAGCUUCUCCACUGGUGUGGGGAGGACUUUGAUGGAGUUAUUGUCUAUGAUGAGUGUCACAAAGCCAAAAAUGUGUGUCCAAUCGGAUCGUCCAAACCUACAAAAACUGGGCUUGCAGUGUUGGAACUGCAGAACAAACUCCCCAAGGCUCGGGUUGUGUAUGCAAGUGCUACAGGUGCCUCUGAACCCCGGAACAUGGCCUACAUGAACCGACUGGGCAUCUGGGGGCACAAAACACCCUUCAGAGAAUUUGGCAACUUUAUCCAAGCUGUUGAGCGCAGAGGCGUUGGUGCCAUGGAGAUAGUAGCUAUGGACAUGAAACUGAGGGGGAUGUACAUUGCAAGGCAGUUGAGUUUUACAGGUGUAACUUUCAAGAUUGAGGAAGUUCCCUUGACUCAAAAAUACAUCAACAUGUACAACAAAUCUGUGAGGCUGUGGGUGAGUGCACGUGAGAAGUUCCAACAGGCUGCUAAUCUGAUGGAAGCAGAACAACGCAUGAGGAAGUCCAUGUGGGGCCAGUUCUGGUCUGCUCACCAGCGAUUCUUCAAGUAUCUCUGCAUCGCAUCCAAAGUCCGCAGAGUGGUGCAGCUUGCCAGAGAGGAGGUCCAAAAUGGAAAGUGUGUGGUGAUUGGUCUUCAGUCCACUGGUGAAGCAAGAACACUGGAGGCACUGGAGGAAGGAGGAGGAGAACUCAAUGACUUUGUGUCGACUGCAAAAGGAGUGUUGCAGUCCUUGAUUGAGAAGCACUUCCCAGCUCCAGACAGACAGAAGCUAUACAGCCUGCUAGGCAUUGACCUCCCAGCUAAGAAGCCCCCCACUCCCGCUGUCACUGCAGCAGAACCUGAACAGAAGGGCAAGAAAAGAAAAGGUUCAGAAGUAAAAAAGCAGCAGCAGAAAAAGAGGCAUCGCACGCAUGGUGGACUGUCGGGUACGAGUUCGGAGGAGAGCCAGUCUGAGAAUUCGGACGGAGAGUCUGGUAAAGACAGCGAUGACAGCUUCAAAUCUGUCAGCUCAGCAGAUGAAGACGAUGAUUUCAACCCAUUUAGAGACGAGUCUGAUGAUGAUGAUGAAGACGAUCCAUGGCUUAUCAGAAAAGAACCAAAGAAGGGUAAAGAAAAGAAGAAGAAAAAGAGAAAGAAGAGUAUUGAUCCAGACUCCAUUCAAAGUGCCUUGUUAGCCUCGGGGCUAGGCUCCACCAGACCUGCUUUCACUGCCUCCGUUAACAUCCCCAAAGCACCUGCCACAGUCAAGGCAGAGAGUCAUCAGGAUACCUGCCUAACAAGUCAGGACGCAGUGGAAAAUGCCCAGAUAAUGAAGAAAGAUCUGCUGGAAAAACUUGAGGAGCUGGCAGAGUUUCUACCUCCCAACACUCUAGAUGAGCUCAUAGAUGAACUUGGUGGACCCGAAAAUGUUGCUGAGAUGACCGGUCGUAAAGGUCGAGUGGUCAGUAAUGAUGAUGGCAGCAUCAGCUACCAGUCUCGCUCUGAGCUGGAUGUCCCAGUGGAAAUCCUCAACCUCACAGAGAAGCAGAGAUUCAUGGAUGGAGAGAAGAACAUAGCCAUCAUCUCAGAAGCUGCCAGCUCAGGUAUUUCCUUGCAGGCUGAUCGUCGAGUGAAGAACCAGCGGCGGAGAGUUCACAUGACACUAGAGCUUCCAUGGAGCGCAGACAGAGCUAUACAGCAGUUCGGGAGAACUCACAGGUCAAACCAGGUUACAGCUCCAGAAUAUGUCUUCCUCAUAUCGGAGCUUGCAGGGGAGCAGAGAUUUGCAUCCAUUGUUGCCAAAAGACUAGAAAGCCUGGGUGCUCUGACUCACGGAGACAGAAGAGCGACAGAAACCCGAGAUCUCAGCAGGUUCAAUUUUGACAACAAAUAUGGCAGAAGUGCUCUGGAAAUUGUGAUGAAGUCCAUUGUGAAACUGGAUUCUCCAUUAGUGUCUCCGCCCUCUAACUUUAAAGGUGAUUUUUUCAAAGAAAUUCAAGUCGGGCUAAUAGGGGUCGGACUCAUAAAUAUCGAGGACAGAUCCGGCACGCUGUCACUUGACAAAGACUACAACAACAUUGGCAAGUUCCUGAAUCGUAUUUUGGGCAUGGAAGUCCAGCAGCAGAACGCCUUGUUCCAGUACUUUUCUGACACACUUGCAGCAGUCAUUCAGGAAGCCAAGAAGAACGGCAGAUAUGACAUGGGCAUUCUUGAUCUGGGCUCUGGUGAUGAGAAGGUGAAAAAGGUUGACUGCAGGAAAUUCCUAACACCAGGCUACACCACAUCAGGACAUGUGGAACUCUUCACAGUCAGUGUGGAGAGGGGAAUGGCAUGGGAAGAAGCCACACAUGCCUGGGCAGAUCAGAGUGGUGCAGAUGAUGGUUUCUAUGUACAGAUGAGGAACAACAAGAAAACGGCCAUACUGGUUAAAGAGGUGAACAGUAAGAAGAGGCUGUUCCUGGUUUACAGGCCAAACACCGGAAGACAAGUCAAACUGGAGACGUACACAGACAUCAAGAAGAAGUUUAAAAAGGUGUUGUCAGAUGAUGCCAAGCAGCACUGGGAUGACCAGUACAAGUCUUCUGCACUAAUCUGCUCUCAUGCAUAUUGGCGCGGGAACUGUAAGAAAGCGUCAGUGGGUCUACAGUGUGAAGUUGGUCUUCGGUGUAGGACGUACUUUGUUCUGUGCGGCUCUGUGCUCAGUGUGUGGAACGAGCUGGAGGAAGUACUAACCCCUGUCAGUGGAACCAAUGUAAAGGUGCAGAUUGUUCGCCUCAGAACAGAAGAUGGACAGAGGAUAGUUGGACUGAUCAUUCCAGCAAACUGUGUGUCUCCAUUAAUUAACAAGCUGUCGACAUCGGACCAGUGCCAGCAGCUCGCUGUGCAGGAGCUGCAGAAGAGGCAGCAGCUCCAUCCUCAAAGUCUGAGUCACGCACCCAACACAUAGUUUGGGGUGGACCACUCGUCUUCAUGGGCGUCAAUCAUGUCUCCACCCCUCGAGUCCACAGCCCACUGUGAUGGGAUCUGACUCAGAUAAUGUCUAUCUCUGCACUGCAGGCUCCAGGACCGCUGUUCCUUGUUCUGCACCCUCACACCCCCUCCCUCACGUUCCCAUUGUCUCUGAGGGUCAGAGGUGUCGCACCGAGCCGUGGUGAUUCUCAGAUGUAAGAAGGGGUUGUACAGAAAAAAGAUUUCAGGGUUUUUUGGUUUCUUUUUUUUUUUUUUUUUUUUUAUCUCUCCAGAGACUCUUUUUUUCACCCAAAUAUUUAACAGGUGAUUUAUUGUCCUCUGACAUUCAGAGUGAGAAGAUAUGUGAUAUAUUGAUCCAGACAGAGUUUAAACCUAGAGGGCAUGUUGGCCUGUGGCUGUUAUUCACUGCUAACACAUGCUUUAAGCUGUUUAGUCCAGAUGACCUAGUUGGAGCAACAAAUUUCUUUCUUGGUCGAGACCAAGGCCAGCAUGUCUGACAACUUUGUGUCUUCAGAAAACAUGGCAUUUAAUGCUAAACCACUAUGCUAUAGUGAUGUGUGAUGAGAACUGGGUUCGUCGUUCUGCAGACAUUAUUCAGCUCUAAAGUAGGUAAGGUUUUGGUUCUUUUGAAGUAGGAAGUGGUUUAGACAUUUAGUCUAGUCAACUGCUUAAAGACCUGAUGUGUUCCAUCUUUCUGAUGCUCUGUAGCUGUUCUAUUUGCCCACGAGACAAAGACCAAAAUGUCCAAAACCAGUUUGUUUUGCUGUAUAUAUUUGUGUUGGAUUUCUGAUACAAAUUCCUUAGUUCCUUCUCUUCCAUUUUCAUAACUUGUUUCCCCUGUGUCUAUCAGCCAGGAGUUUGUCAGACGUGCAGUGUGUCAGUACAAACAGCUGCGGCAGUCGGGCACCUUUUACAAAGCACUCGCAAGGAAAGAGUUUUUUUUAGUGUCAGCUGUUCAUUUAUUUCUAUUUAUAGUGCAGGACGUUUGAGAAUAUUUCCCCAAAAAUAAUGUUUUUGAAACCUCUGAGGGUUGAGUUGAAUCAGACAGCAGCACAUUGCAUUCAUUUUUACAACGAAAAGGUCCAGAAUGAAUCUCCCGUUUACGAUAUAACCAGUAUGCAGACACAAAUUAAAAUGGAAUCACACUAAAAUGUGGUUUUAAGCAGAUAAAGGAUGUUUUUAACAUCACUGUCAAACAUUUAACAUAUAACUUCUCCUAUGAAGACACCAUUCAUAUUAGUACAACUGUCUUUUUGUUAUUUGGUUUAACACAAGUAUCCACUACACAUGGGUGUCCAUAGGAGGAGUUGUGUUGACAACUUAAAUAUACACUUGAAUCUGCCCAGUCAUUUUUUAAAAAUGUUUAUAUACUGCUUAUAAUUGUUAAGCGUGACCUAUUUGCUUUUAAUGAUAAGAUUUGUGCUGUCUUAACUGAAUCCAUAAAAAAUGUUUUCCUUGGUUUAAUGUUCCAAGUUGUUUUAAAAAAGAAAAACUUUGGUCUUCCCCCUGACUUUGCCUCAGUCAACUUGCUUCUGUUCUGGUCUUGUUGAUAUGUGGCUGGUCGCGCUGGAAUUCCAAUGAGAAACAAUAUUGUGCAAUAGCCAAGAAAUUCUGCGAAAUCCUUGAAAAAGACCCACCACUUUUUGUUUCUCAAACGGGUUUCAGAGCGACCACUGCUCUGUUCAGAGGCGUGUUUUCCUCUUCUACCUUUGCUUUAUUUAUUAUUUUUAAUGGAAAUCCGCUCAGGUGUUAAACUCAUACAAAGACCCUCAAAAAGAAAAGGAAAAACAAAGAAAAAUCUUAGGUUUUACUCUGUCUGAAAUGCAUGACUAUAACUCCAAGGAUCCCUCUACACCUCAACUCAGUAAUGUUACUGUGUGUCUCUGUCUUCAGCUGGAUUUACAACUCGUUAUCUUUGCACUACAACUUCCAUACCCUCCCACCUUAUGCCUCUGCUUUUUUGGACCCAGUUGUAAUUAAAAUCAAUGAUUGCUUCUGUUUAAUAGUGCACAUCUUUGCCUCCUCAUUCCUAUGUGGCAUUCUAUUCAAUCUGCACUGGUAGGGACAGACCAAAGUCUGGAUACAUCUGGUCUAAGAGAUGUAUUCUGUCACCGUAUGCUCGGACCACAGCAACUCGAACCCAUCCUCCACCUGUGGGUUAGCCACUCUUAUCAAGUGUAUCUUCUCUGAUGCAUUUAAAGACAAGUGAAAAAUCAAGGGAAAGGUACGAAAUUUGUUAAGUGAUCCAACUUGAAUUUCUUGAUGCAGCACAUCUCAACUGUUGGACAGUAUUGGCAGAGACCUCAAUGAAAACAUAAGCUCUGCUCCCUAUACCAUGAGAGCCCACCCUAUAAAUGAAUAUAUAUCCAAGCAAACAACUCAUGUUUUUAUUUAGUUUUUCGGUGUUCUGUACAUGGGCUGCUGAUGUGGUAAUGUUGUUUUUGGAUGCCGAAUAAUGUCAAGGCCCAUUGGUUCCUCUGAAGUUGAAACACUUGAAUAGUUUUUUUUUCCUCUUUUGAACUUUGCACGAGUUGCACUACUGACAAUAGUUGUACAAAAAUUCAACAUUACCUGUACAUGAAUGAGUGCGAUGCUCAAUAAAGCUCUGUAUACUUCUA